Ictalurus furcatus (blue catfish) is the source of this 3306-nucleotide messenger RNA. Its product is annotated as N-acetyllactosaminide beta-1,3-N-acetylglucosaminyltransferase 3-like. Gene Ontology annotation, molecular function: hexosyltransferase activity. The transcript is spliced from 4 exons. Bases 990 to 2201 code for a protein of 403 amino acids. Gene Ontology annotation, cellular component: membrane. Lineage: Eukaryota; Metazoa; Chordata; Actinopteri; Siluriformes; Ictaluridae. The record is from RefSeq and is a predicted model, not a curated record.
GAACCCUUAAAAGAUGUCAAGCUCAAUAUUAGGAAAAGUUUUUGAGUUGAGUUCUGAGCAUCACUGUCAGAUAAAAGCGAACGUAGAUGUGGAUCAACUCCAGAUGUCCUUCUUAACGAGGUUAACGAGGUCAACCAGGACAAUCAAGUUAAUCCGACACUCUGACAUUAAUGUCCUGUUGAGUUGUUGGGUUGUCAUGGUGACUGUGUGAAAAAUCGCAUACGUUUCACACGUGAUUGUGUGUAUGUAAACCAUUUGUGAUCAUAUGGGAAAAAGGAUUAUUCGCGUGAGAAAAUCACGUGUUAAGAUUAACAUGAAAAAUCGUGCGUGAAAAAUAAAAACACAUUUGUUAAAGCCUGGUGGUUUAUUUCUAUUUAUUCAUUCAUGCAUAUUCAUUUCUGUUUAUCUUUAUUGACUGUUUAUUAAUUAGUUUAUAUUAAUCACCUGAGUUGCUUUGACCGCAUUAAAACUUUGAGACAACAUUUUCCAGUUUUCAUAAACUACCGUCAUUGUCUCUUUCUUUCAAACAAACAAACACACACACACACACACACACACACACACACACAGAAACACACACACACACACACACACACACACACACACGUGCAGUAGGGAGUGAACUGGUAAAGAAUUAAGAAAGAGAUGGGAAGAUCAUUUCGUUAAAUUGUAAUUAACAUUUUUCAUGUUGUAAUAAACCUCUCUCUCUAUAUAUAAUUUUAAAGAGGUUUAACCAGAUGUAUGGAGAACAGAGGGUACAUCACACCACAUUUUAUUUCUCCUCUCACCUCUUAUCUCUCCAUUAUCCUCCACUCCAGGUGAGUUUAUCAUUCCUGCCUUCAGUCAAUGGGAAGAGAACAUGCUGUGGAAUGGUUCAGAUAGGCGGGGCCAAUGCCAAACAAAGAGAAACCCCCAGCAUUCAUCACAAUAUCUAGCCACGCCCACCCAAUUACAAUAUUGGAAAUACUGAUUACCAGUUAAAGCUUGCUAUGAGCUGGUCUCACUGCUCAGUCUCUCUCUCACACACACUCACACACACUCUCAGGACUUACUACGACAAAAUGGACCAGCUACUUCAAUUCAGCACACACUUUUCAGCAGUGUUUAAGCACUUCGAAAAUAUUCGGUGUCCUCAGGUGAACAUGGAGAACGUCAGCUGGCUGUACAGUACCUGGGGCAGGAGACGAGCUCUGGACUCCAUGGCUCUGCUCAUUAUGAUCUCUCUGUGUUUGCUCCUGAUCCUGUAUAUCACCACGCCAGAAAAAUAUAACAAAAUCACAUCACAGAAGAUGGUUAGUCAGGCACAGCCUCUGGUGAUGGCGACUCCUAGGUAUUUCCCGAUGUUGCUCACCGUUCCUAACAAGUGCACCAUUCCAAAGAGGUCAGGAGAACCCUUUUUACUGCUGACCAUCAAAAGUUCACCGGAGAACUACGAACGGCGUUCGGUCUUGCGCAAAACGUGGGCGGCGGAGAGGCUACAGAACGGGAUGUGGAUCCGCACCGUGUUCCUGACCGGCACCACCGGGACAGGCUUCAAGAAGCAGAGGUUAAACAAACUCCUGAAGCUGGAGAACACGAGGUACCAGGACAUCCUGCAGUGGGACUUCACGGAUUCCUUCUACAACCUCACGCUCAAGCAGGUCCUGUUCCUGGACUGGAUGCAGAACUGGUGUCCCACUGCGGAUUUCCUCUUUAACGGAGACGACGACGUUUUCGCCAACACGGACAACAUGGUGGAGUUCCUCAAAGAGCAGAGCGAUAACAACGGAAGCAAACACCUGUACAUCGGCCAGCUGGUCCUGACCAGCCCACCUGUUCGGAACAGAAACAGUAAAUAUUUCAUCCCGGAACUGAUCGAGAAAGCCAACGUGUACGCUCCGUACUGCAGCGGAGGCGGCUACCUGUACUCCCGCUUCACUGCCAGGACCAUUCUCCAAAUGUCCCAGUCCAUCACCCUGAUGCCCAUUGACGACGUUUACAUGGGCAUGUGUCUGCAACGAGCCGGACUCCGACCCAUGAACCACCGUGGAGUCUGGGCCGACGGCCUCAUUAUUCCUUCUGACAAACUGGACAUUUAUGAUCCCUGCUAUUACCGUGAGAUUAUCCUCGGCCACAAAUUCUUACCUCAUCAGAUUUUCCUUCUGUGGGAUGAAAUACAUCGGAAAGAUUUGAACUGCUCAAAGAAAGAAGUUAAUCUGUAACACUUUAUUUAUUGUACAUUUUGAUAUGCUGAGAGAGUUUCUUCUGAGCAGCACCGGUUGUUCAGGUUUGUGCAUCACUGAAAUAAUAUGAAGAGCUGGAAUCUUUAAAUGGUAAUAUACAGCAUGAAGAAUUUCACUUGUCCUGAUUUCCUUUUGUUUCCUCGCUGUACGUUGUCGGGUAACUGCCCCCUCGGACUGUAUAACUUUGUAUUAUUAUACCGUCUUAUGUUAUGGUUAUUAUACUGUCUUAGGUUAUGGAAUAUUUACGUUUACUGCAGCUGUGGGGAAAAGUUUUAUAAAGGAUUAUUAACCUAACAUGAUCUUCAUCUGAGUUAUAAUAAUAAAUAAAUACUCAUUUAUUUGCCAGAAAGAAGCAUUAGUCUUAUUUAACAAACAACACAUUCAACAUUUUGAGUAUUUUGAGUUAAGGAGAAUAAAGUCACUGUAGCCAGGUGAUAAACGACUGUCUGGAUUCUGGAUCCGUCUCGAUGAAUAAAUCAGAUCAAAUAUAGCUGUCACGCAAUUCAAAAAGAUGCAUACAGUGGAAUAAAUACUGUAUAAUGCCUGCAGGACCGGGGCUGAAGGAACAGAGCAACGCGUUUGUUUGUUUCUUUGUUUGUUUUUGACACCACGGCGUUGCUGAGUUCUGGAUUGAGAUUGGUCAGAAGGUGUUGAUUAAUUCUCUAUAACAGCAGCUCUGACAGUAGCGCAGCUGCAAAUCACAGGUUUAUUUAUAAUUAAUGCGUUCGUUUUAAUACGUUAUCGUUUCUAUAGUAACACCUCAUUCACAAGGACGUGUACGGCAGACGCUCCACUGAUAAUAAAUUGAUUCAUGUUUAUUAUGUUUAUGAAGCCUUAAUGGAAGGAGUCAGGACAGAGGAGUUUACGCCUGUUUGAGGUUUCUCAGCAACACAACAUUUUUAUUUAUUUAUUUUUGACUUAUUAACUUGAAGAGGGAGAAUAGAGAGAGGGAACAACUUUUUAUAGCUGCUAUAACGUAAGUGACAGCAGGAACUAUCUCGUUUCAUUCCUAUCUGAACCUUUAUAAAUGGAUAAAAAGUAUGAUAUGUUGUUUAAUAAAUAAAAAAUUGUACAGUUGCAAUCA